Messenger RNA from Nicotiana tabacum (common tobacco), 2082 nucleotides. The record is from RefSeq and is a predicted model, not a curated record. Lineage: Eukaryota; Viridiplantae; Streptophyta; Magnoliopsida; Solanales; Solanaceae.
AUGAGAAAUUUGGAGCGACAAUUGGGACAACUUUCCAGUGCCCAAAAUACUCGAUCAGUUGGAGCUCUUCCAAGCGACACUGAGGCUAAUCUUAAGGCAUCUGCUAAUGCUGUGUCAUUGAUGAAUGUGAGACAAUUGCCAGUCCACUAUGAAGAUCUAUCCAUGAUUUCUGUGGUGGAAAGCGAUGUUACGUCAUUGGUGCCUUAUAUGAGCCGCAUAGAUCCUCUUGAACGAGCUUUGAUUGGGGAUGAAGAAGAAAAUGAAGAUGAUAUGAAGGGAGAAAUUGAGCAAGUACUUGACAUGUCGUGCAAUUAUGUCCAUGGGUUUGGAAGAUUUGAGGAAUUGGACAGGCCUGUCACUCUGACCCCUCCUAAGCCAUCUAUUGAAGAAGCUUCAAAGCUAGAACUAAAGCCCCUUCCAGCGCUUCUGCACUAUGCUUAUUUGGGGAACUAUGAAACAUUGCUAGUAAUUAUCUCAUCCAGCUUGACUAAUGUACACGAAGAAAAAUUGCUCAGAGUACUUUGCGAGCAUAAAGCUAUAGGGUGGACAAUUACGGAUAUCAAGGGAAUAAGUCCAUUGUUUUGCAUGCAUAAAAUCUUUCUAGAAGAUGGAGACCACCUCAGUGUUGAGCAGAAAAGAAGAUUAAAUCCCAUCAUGAAAGAAGUCGUGAAGAAGGAAGGGUACAAGAAGAUUGUCAUAUGCCCAGAGGAUCAGGAGAGGACCACUUUCACUUGUCCUUAUGGAACUUUCGCCUUCAAGCGAAUGUCGUUUGGUCUUUGUAAUUCACUAGCCACUUUCUAUACUUGCUUGAUGGGUAUUUUCACCGAUAUAGUGGAAAGCUUUGUGGAAGUUUUUAUGGAUGAUUUUUCAGAAGGCAUCGUGUUGGGUCACAGUGUGCCUAGGAGCAACAUAAAAGUUGAUAAGGCAAAGGCAUUUAAAGAGCUCAGAAAGAAGUUGGUGGCUUCCCCCAUUAUUGCGGCACCAGAUUGGUCCUUACCAAUUGAACUUCUAUGUGAUGCAAGUAACCAUGCUAUUGGGGCAGUGCUAGGCCAGAAGCACAAGAUGUUUUAUUCCAUCUGCUAUGCAAGUAAGACUCUUGAUGAUACACAACUGAAUUACACCACCACUGAAAAGGAGUUGUUGUCCGUUGUGUGGGCCUUUGAGAAAUUUUGGACAUACUUCGUGGGAACAAAAGAAUUUGAUGUAGCAAUACGAGAUCGAAAGGGCACAGAGAACCAAGUAGCUCACCAUCUAUCAAGGCUGGAAAAGCACGACCAUGUGGAGGAAGGUGGACAAAUUAAAGAAGCAUUCCCUGAUGAGCAACUUUUUUCUAUCACCCAAGACCCUCCCCCAUGGUACGCGGACUGUGUGAACUAUCUUGUGAGCGGGUGUGUUGAUAAAUUGAUGAGGAGAUGCAUUCCAGAAAAGGAGGUGGAAUUAGUAUUGUAUGAUUGUCAUGCAUCACCUUAUGGGGGCCAUCAUGGAGGUGAUAUAACAAUUGCUAAGGUAUUACAAUCCGGUUUUUUUUGGCCAACAUUAUUCAAGGAUGCUCAUACAUUUGUUAAGAAGUGUGACCUGUGUCAUAGAACAGGAACAAUCACUAAGAGACAUGAGAUACCUUUGAAUAACAUCUUGGAGGUCUAUAUUUUUUAUGUGUGGCAAAUAGAUUUUAUGGUACCAUUCCCACUGUCCAGAGGAAACAAAUAUAUUUUGUUAGCAGUUGACUAUGUGUCAAAAUGGGUAGAGGCGAUCGCAUUGCCAACAAAUGAUGCCAUGGUAGUAGUUGCAUUUGUGAAAAAGAAUAUAUUUUCGAGGUUUGGGACUCCACGUGCCUUGAUUAGUGAUGAAGAGACAUAUUUUUGCAAUCGGUUGUUGAAUAACCUUCUAGCUAAAUAUGGAGUAUGCCAUAGAGUUUCUAUGGCAUAUCAUCCUCAAAUAAGUGGACAAGUUGAGGUAUCUAAUAGAGAAAUAAAGAAAAUCUUAGAGAAGAUGGUUGCUAUGGCUCGUGAUAAUGAAAGUAAAGGCAAGGGAAUAGGAAAGUCCUCCACCAAUUCCCCCGCGCUCAAAAAGCGCAAGCAAUGA